This is a messenger RNA of Fonsecaea nubica, 873 nucleotides long. RefSeq lists its product as hypothetical. The record is from RefSeq and is a predicted model, not a curated record. The transcript is spliced from 3 exons. NCBI's taxonomy places the organism in Eukaryota, Fungi, Ascomycota, Eurotiomycetes, Chaetothyriales, Herpotrichiellaceae. The coding region runs from base 1 to 873 and encodes 290 amino acids.
AUGGCUCUCGAAGCACCUUUUCUGCCUCCGUGGCCUACUCAAACUGCUGUUCGCGGACUGGAUGAGGACCUUCGAAGUCCACGCCCAGCCACGACUGCAGCGCCGUCGAGAGAACCUGGUCUACAACAACGACAGGUACAGGCUUUAAGCAGCCUCACCUCAGUAUGUGGAUACAUCAGCGCGAACGCUUCCUAUCCGGUCAGCUGCCGCAAUGCCUACUGCGCAUCUAACUACGUCUUCAAUGCAGUCGGGUGUUGUUCGUCGUACCGGACGACGUCGAUAUCACAAGUCGUUUUGGACUCAUGCCAUUACAAGGUGGCUUGCAUCGACGCAGAUCAACCCGCCGGCUAUUGUGACGAAAAUUGUCAAUCCAAUGACAUGAUCCUGAAAUGUACGGAAGGCUCGUCAACGUACUGCAAUACCUUCAAAUAUGCUCCCUAUGACUACACUGGCUUUGCCUGUGGAACCUACUAUGGGAGUUACAAUGUUGAGCAGGGCACCACGACGAAGGGGGUGGCGAGCCAUCCAGAAUGGGUGACGACAACAUGGUCGCCCGAGGCCUUCGAGACCGAACCGGUAGCCAUAAGCACCAUGACCAAUACGCCUCCUCGCAUUUCGCAGAGCUCCAACGAACUAGGACACCAUGUCGGUGAGAUUAUGGCUGGUGUGGUCGGUGCAGUGUUCGGCCUUAUCAUCAUCAUCUCGCUCAUAAUGUUUUUCUGCCUCCGCAAGCGAUCGCGAACGCAUGGACCAGUCAGAUUGAAUACGAGGCAGGAAUAUGGGCAGCCUCUGAUGCAGAAUCAUCGAGCACAACCAAGUCCGGGACAGCUCCCUCAGGCAUAUUACCCCGAGGUCGAGGCUGUAAGGCUGUAG